Molecule: messenger RNA, 168 nt
Organism: Perkinsus marinus ATCC 50983
Lineage: Eukaryota; Perkinsozoa; Perkinsida; Perkinsidae
Exons: 3
Coding region: 1-168 (55 amino acids)
Source: RefSeq, a predicted model, not a curated record
AUGGCUGACGGCCUCACUCUGAUGGCCACUACCCCGGAUGGGAAGCCGACUACUUUCGUCAUUUACAAGGCUGAGGAGCCAAUGAAGGUUGGCCCUGUUGAAAAGGUCUUCAUCGGCGGAAUGGAUUUCUAUUAUGUUGGUUGUUUUCAUGACGAUUUCUACUGCUGA